CCUGUCUUAUUUGCAAUCGAAAUCGAUCAAUUCAAUUUGAAGGUGGCGGAGCAGGAUUAUAGAAGGCAAGCAAAACUGGUCGUAAAAAUGUCUGCGCUUCCAAAUUUUGAGGAGUAUGUCGUGUGUCCAUACGAUAGCUCUCAUCGUAUAUUGCCGGUCCGCUUGACCUAUCAUUUGACUCGUUGUGCCAAGAACUUUCCGUCGUCCAAAUUAGUCCGCUGUCCAUAUAAUACCACCCAUCUACACUCGGCUGCCGAUAUUCGGAAUCAUGUCAUCGAGUGCCCUGAUCGAUCGACCGCGGAACGCUUCAUGUUGCCGGACGUAUUGCCGCCUGCGGAACCGCGAGCACGUGAAUUUCUGAUCGAAUCUGCUGAGGACUGGGAUGCCGAUCCGCCAGUUCAGACUUACAAUCCGGCUACUUACUGUGAGAACGCGCUCGUCAUCCGUAAUCUGCAAGGAGCUCAGCCCGCCGUUCGCCGGGCAUUCCGCGAAAGCGAACGCCGGCGAUUCAGGGAAAAGAAUCAGCUUUAGAUGCUCCAUGUUACGUUCCAUGAUACCUACAUAUUAAUAUACAUAUACACAAUAUUACAACCCAUACAACAUACAUAUCUACAUAAAGCGAUCGUUUUAAGUUCUUAAAUACGUACAUUUGUAUGUAAUUUGAUACAUUUCCAAGAA
Messenger RNA from Drosophila erecta, 678 nucleotides. Its product is annotated as gametocyte-specific factor 1 homolog. The record is from RefSeq and is a predicted model, not a curated record. Lineage: Eukaryota; Metazoa; Arthropoda; Insecta; Diptera; Drosophilidae. Bases 88 to 531 code for a protein of 147 amino acids. The transcript is spliced from 2 exons.